Messenger RNA from Torulaspora delbrueckii, 2664 nucleotides. RefSeq names its product Rrn6p (gene RRN6). Gene Ontology annotation, molecular function: RNA polymerase I transcription regulatory region sequence-specific DNA binding; RNA polymerase I general transcription initiation factor binding. The record is from RefSeq and is a predicted model, not a curated record. Gene Ontology annotation, biological process: nucleolar large rRNA transcription by RNA polymerase I. Bases 1 to 2664 code for a protein of 887 amino acids. The transcript has a single exon. Lineage: Eukaryota; Fungi; Ascomycota; Saccharomycetes; Saccharomycetales; Saccharomycetaceae. Gene Ontology annotation, cellular component: RNA polymerase I core factor complex.
AUGGAGAGUGAACUCCCGAGGAAAUCACCCACAGGUGCUCAGUUGGGUUUAGGUGUGCGAAGUGCGGCACUAUACGUUAGUGAAAGGCAGCAAUCGAACGGCAGUGAAUCUAAAUGGCUAGGAGCCUGUGAUGAUCAGCUAGCUGUGGACCUUAGCAAGCUAUGCGUUUCCAAUAAACGUUGCAUAAUAAAUGAUCGAGCUACUCGUACUCCAUCAAACGACGAGAUCGACGAUGAUGAUGAUAUUCUCAGUUCAGACGAUGAAGAGAUGGAUGAGGAAGCAAAUGAACAUUGGAGAGAGGUCCUUUUGUCAAGGUUAAACUGGGAUAGACUUUCACCUGUCAUUCCACCGAAUUUGCAAUAUUUCAAAGACGUGGAAUUCGAUGAUGAGCACAUGUACGAUGUUAAACAGAAUCAGGUUAAGUCGCCGCUCGAUUUUGUGCCAGAAAACUUGAUAUCUGACCUGACUCGCAGUGAUCUGGUUUCUCCUACACGAAAUAAAGGUAAACCAAAUGCUAAGGGUUCCAUAUCUUAUGAUCCAGCAGUUGGUAGUCUGCUCAUUACGGGUGCGGUACAAACAAUUCCAGACCUAAGAAAUAAUUACAACCAGCAUCAUAUCAUAGCAUUCAGUUGUGGGAAGACUAAUUCGAUACUGAAGAUAGGUCUUUUAGAGUAUACGUCGCCAAGUUCUCUUACGGAACAAAUACGACAAGCCGCGUCCAUUCAAUUGGGAUCCACGAUCAAAGGAAUCAAGUUGCCAGAAUACUCAUCGAUGCUUGAUAGGAGAAGCGAUUUGAUAGGCGUUAUGACAGAAAGUGCGCUUCAUGUAAUCAAGAUUGAGUGCAUCACAUCACGCAUGGAGAUCAAGACAAGCGUAUGUGAGCCUCUCCCGUUCCAGGAUUUUAGCGAUUUCCCGUUUGCUGAUUUUGCAUUCAACCCCUGGGACCUUCAGCAGUUUGCAGUUAUAGAUGUUAAAGGAAACUUCGGAAUCGGUCGUCUACCUAAAUCGUUUAAAAUAGGUCACAAGGCUCGCAUUCUUCGAGAAUAUGGCGGGAGCAUAUUCGACCCCGAAGAAUUGUCGAAUUGGAAGAAAAUAGAAUGGUCUUCUUCGUUUUCUAGGCUGCUGGUAAUGGAUAGGUCAAAGAUGAUUGAACUUGACUUUAGGCAAGAUUGGCAAUUGGAAGUAAUACAGAGUAAGACUUGGUCUAGGUUGCUAGAUUAUCAAAGGUUGGAUGAUGAUUAUGGAAUACUUUUGACAAGUAGGGAAAUCAUAGUGAUCAGUACAAAACAAACGUCGGAGCAUAUUAGUAGAGAAGUAUCAUGGAAGCAUGAUUUGGACCCUAACGACUCGACACUCAGAUUUUGCAUACGAAAAGUGAACUCUGGGGGCAAAAAACUGUUACUUGUCAGCAUAUUCUCUAGGAACCAUUCCUUCCUCUACAUUCAUCCCUUCUUGAUGAAUGGUGAUGAAUCAUUAAUCCAGUCUGCGGGUAGUUCAACCAUUUUGCAAAUUCCACAUAUCAAAAAUGGCUUACGCGGUAUUUGGUUGCAUGAUUCAACGAUAAAUGACCUUAAUGAAAGUCAAAAAUUAGACAUUUUUCAAGAAGUAUGUCUCAGCCUUUUCGUUAAUGAAACUGAUGGUGGAAAACUUUGGCAUUACAUAAUCUCUAAUGACAGCACCAAACUAGAGAAUUGGGGGACGUACACUGAUGCCUCGAGGACCAAUCUUUCAGAUGUAGAGAUUGAUGUCUUAUGGCCAAAGCACAUGCACCAUAAGCUCGAUCAGAUAAAAAAAUCGAUUACUUUUACAAAGACUGAUAAGGAGGACACGGCUGCGGAAGAUAAGCUUUUGCAGGCUUAUGGCUAUCAGCUGUCUGAAGCAAUAAAUGAACUCCUCAUUGACUGGAAUGACCCGCAAGAAUCAUUACUUGGAACUCAGCCGCUGAUCAAGGACCUCGUAGAAAUUCCACAUGACUUUAAUCUAAAGGAAUUUGGCUCGAUGCUUUCGCAGCUUUUUAAUCAUUACCACGAUCAAGCAUUGGUCUUCACUAAGUUUGAUACAAUUUCAUCGCCUAUACUGUACGAAAAGAUCGAAGAUUUAGAAAUGCUUUACAACAAACUAUUGCAGUGUUGGGAUUUGGUGACACCAGAUUCUGAAAUUUUGACCCAAGGUGUGAUCAAGCAUGUCAUCUACAGUUGUCUUCGCCUCUGGAAACCAUCUCUGUACAAGGCUAAAGAGACACAGAUAUUCGAUUCCUUAAGCAAACCAUAUCGUAAUAUUAUUGGCAUGUGGGAUGAUGAUGAUACUGAUUUAAUUCGACCACAGACGGAUACAACUUCCGCUGAUUACUCAGGCAUCCUCGCAAGCAGCCAGUCACAGAUACCUACUAUUAAAUCUUCACAGUCACGUCCUGCAAAGAAACAUAGAAUGGUGGCCGCUGGACUUACCACAGGCAGAGUAUCAAAGCCCUCCAGUAACAUAUCAUCUCUUCGAGAUACAGGUUCGACUUUCUCAAUGCUUUCGUCUUCCCAACCAUCCAAUACCUUGCCAGACACAAUGACACCAGCAUUUACUUUGAUGCACCCUCCAAGUGCUUCACUAUCACAGUCACAAAGCUCUCAGCGGUCAAGACGUAAGAAGAAGAGAGUCGGAGGGUUUGGUUAG